Molecule: messenger RNA, 2061 nt
Organism: Chenopodium quinoa (quinoa)
Lineage: Eukaryota; Viridiplantae; Streptophyta; Magnoliopsida; Caryophyllales; Amaranthaceae
Exons: 6
Coding region: 1-2061 (686 amino acids)
Source: RefSeq, a predicted model, not a curated record
AUGUCUACUGACACCUUUCCUGAGGCCAUCAUCACUGAAAAGGACAGGGGCAAGGUUCGCCGACCGUAUGAUGACCCCAUUGUCAUUGAGUGCAAAGUGGCCAACCAGAAGGUCGGCUGGAUCCUCAUUGACACCAGAAGCUCGUCUGACCUUAUCAGCUACAAGUGCUUGUCAAAGCUGAAGUACAAGCCAGGAAGGGCUCUUGAAUGGCUUGAAAAGGAGGUGAGACCCAAUUCCUUAAGAACUUGGGAUGAGGUCACAACGACUUUCUUAGGGAGAUUUUACUCUCAAAAGAAAACCGCCGAAGCAAGGGCGUUGAUCCAAGGUUUUCGGCAAAGGGCUAGUGAGACUAUCUAUGAAGCUUGGGAGAGAUACAAUGAGUACCAAAGAGAGUGCCCUCACCAUGGAAUCCCAACAUACCAAGUUUUACAAAUCUUCUAUGGAGGCUUGAGUCCUCAAGGCAAAACAAGCUUGGAUGCGGGAGCGGGUGGGCCAAUCAUGAAUAAAACCGAAAAGCAAGUGAUUGAGAUCAUUAAAGAUGUGGUAAGACACCACAUGGAUUGGCAAGAAGGAGAGAAGGAGUCUUCGAGAAAAGGAGGGAGUGCGGUUUACUCCGUUGAUCACCUCAACGCCAUCAAUAAUUUGACGUCUCAAAUCGCCAACCUUGGCAAGGAGAUGACAUCAAUCAAGGCGAAGCUUGAGUCCUCCUCUUCACACCAAGAGCGUCCCUCCCAAUCUAAGGGGAGAGGUAUGAGUUCUAACCCUUCUACUUCUACAUCUAAUAACAUGCCGAAUGGGUCUUUAUUUUGUGAAAAUUGUGGAUCAUAUGAUCAUGACACCUCUUCUUGCACUUAUGAUUCUCAACCCCAACCCCAAUAUGAGGAUGGUGAAGAGGUUCUUGAGUUUGAUUUGAAUGCAAGCAUGAAAUAUCCUAGUUCUACUUUGGAGAAAUGCAUGAAAUUUGACGCCAUUGAUUGUAUUGUAAAUUCUAUGCAAGAGAACUUGCUCUCUACUAACAAUGCCCGUGAGAAUGUCUUGUUAAACAAAGGAAAGAUAGGUUAUCAAAGCAAGAAAAUGGCGUUGUAUGAAGAGUUGCUUGAUGAAAAUGUUGAAGGAAAUGUUGAGCAAGCUUACAUGGGAAUCACAACCAAAACAUGCUAUGGAGAUUGCCACUAUAAAGGAAGAUGCAUGAUGAGCAUAUUUGGUGACAUGCUUGAAGAGGAAAUGGAGGUAUUCAUGGAUGACUUUUCGGUACGCGAUAAGCCUAUCAGUGGCCUUACAUUUGAGGAUUGCUUGACAAAUUUGGGCAAGUGCUUGGCAAGAUGCGAAAAAGUCAAUUUGGUUUUGAAUUGGGAGAAGUGCCACAUUAUGGUUGAGGAAGGAAUUGUCCUUGGGCAUAAGAUCUCCAACAAAGGAAUUGAGGUUGACAAAGCCAAGGUUGAAGUAAUCGAGAAGCUACCACCCCCUAUCAAUGUGAAGGGAGUAAGAUCAUUUCUUGGGCAUGCGAGGUUUUAUAGAAGGUUUUUCAAAGACUUCUCACUAAUUUUUAGGCCCCUUAAUGCUCUUCUUCAUAAGGAGGAUGAUUUUGUGUUUAAUGAAGAGUGCCUCAAUGCUUUCAACAAGUUAAAGCAAGCUUUGAUUUCUACUCCUAUUAUGCAAGGUCCAAGAUGGGAUUUGCCCUUUGAACUUAUGUGUGACGCGAGUGAUGUGGCCAUAGGGGACCAUGCGGCUAUUAAGUAUCUUAUAGACAAGAAGGAAUCCAAACCACGCCUCCUUUGUUGGGUGUUGUCUUUACAACAAUUUGAUCUCAAAAUUCGGGAUAAGAAGGGGGCAGAAAAUGUUGUAGCGGAUCACCUCUCCCGGUUGGAGAACUUGCAAGAUAAUGAUGAUGGGGACCCAUUUUGUGAUGAGCUAAAAGUUGAUGUGCUUUACUUGUUAAGUGAAAAUGAUCUUCCAUGGUUUGCAGAUUUGGUGAACUAUUUAGCUUAUGGGGAGUUUCCUCCCGAUGCUUCAAGGAACCAAAGGAAGAAGUUCAAGAGGGAAGCAAGGCACUACAACUGA